AUGGCGCCUUUGGAUUGGACCUUCGCUUCGAUCUGGUCAAACGAUUCUUUGGACCAGACUCUUCGAACGCAGCUCCAUCAUCACUUUGAUUACUUGCACGUCUUGAAGUCGUCAUGGAACCAGCCUGAGACGCUUGACGUACCAUCCACUUGGAUGUUGCUGUACGGUCAUCAGAACGAGGUAAAGGCGGGUAUCUGUUACUCUCCGACUCGUACAAGAGAGUAUAGCAGGGCUGUCGUCCGUCUCCAUCUCGGCUGCAUUUCAGAGGGCCUCCGUCUCUUGACCGACGAAGAAUUGAUCAAUCGUGCAGAUCAUGAUACACCACCGCAAUUUUCCCUUGCCGCCGAGCGCCACAUGAACCCUGAAGACCGGGAAUACCUCAGACAAGACGAUGACUCCGUGCUUCAUAAUACCCACAUGUCGCUUCACCAAGUGGCACAAGUGUUGCAAUAUCAAGGCUCAGAGAUCUUGGCCGAGCAUACAAUCGCCAUGGCUUUGGAUGGCGUACCUUGCGCCUACGUCCGCAGGGAAGCCCUGGGGAUCCUGGACGUUCAGCACGCACAGGAUUCAAUAGGGUCCAUUGAUUGUGCCAUCAUUUACUAUCCGAUAGGCCCGUCGACGUCGGCAUCCCUAGAACAUCUCGCCUAUACACCCAUUAGUGCUCUCAAUCCAGCGGUUGUGCUCUGCAUGAAGGGUCCCGCACGGUGGCCUGACGACGACGAUCCGAACUCGGAGAGAGAAGAUCUGCUACAGACGCGUCGUAACCUCGCACUCUCGAGUGAAUUGAGUUUGGCAUCCAUAGUCCAAUCGUGGUCGGAUUCUCGGAACAACAAUGGGGCUGCGCCAUCCUGUGAAGAUAUGGCUGCUCAUUCAAACGCGACGAUGCUCCCAGCUUGUGCCAUGUCUAUGGGCAUCAUCUACGACUCGGAAUGGAUUCACUUCGUAGCGCACAUCCCCUAUAUCACGGGCAACCGCCAUCGGUAUCUAUCUUUGCUCUUGGACACCCUUCCCUUCCCCUGCCGAUGUGUCGGGGGUGUCGCUGAAUUCGUUCGUGGCCGCUAUAGAGUCGCACUGGCCCUACUCUCUUGUCAGCACCACAUCUUCCGUUUGGCGACGCUGCUAGAACAUGUCCAAUGGCCGGAACAUGUCCUGACAGCGCACGAGUCAGUUAUGCAAGGCUUACUCGAGGGUCUGCCUGAUAUCCGAGUCAGUUCGCAGUCGGACAGUUCGCAGUCGAGUGGUUCGCAGUCGAGUGAAUCGCAGUCGAGUGGAUCACAGUCGCAUGAUUCGCAAGCGAGCGACCCGCCGUCUCUGUAUGGUUCCGCGAGACCAGAUUUCUUCGGAGCAGAAAUCGAGCGGGUUAAACCCGUUGUUCAAUCCUGGUUGUUGCAAUCAGAAGAGGCUCGUAUGGAAAGGGAGAGGGAAACUCUGGAGAGUGCAACACAUGUCAUUGCAGAAGCGCAUCCCCUUAACUCCGGUCACGACGAGGACACUGUGGUAACUCUACAUGUUCGUUCCAGAAGCAAUUCACUCCGACACAACACCGUUGCUACCACGCCAACGCUGAUGUCAGCUCGUCCUUCGAACGUAGAUGGUCAUUUCAAAGCCAUGCGCGAUCUCGAGGACACUCAGCAUCUUCCUAUGGUUCCAGCGACAGGUGCAAGGCGCGAUACUGUGGCCCUCGCCGUCAAUUGGGAGUUCGAAGACUUCGCAUGGAGCUCGCCAGAGUGUGCAUCUGCGCUGUCCAAGUAUUUCAGGCAAGCGAAGAAGGGAUUCCUGGAAUCCGAUAUGAUAUUAGCCAAGAUAGGACCAAUACCUGUACCACAUCGGUUCAGAGAUAAGAAUGAUGUGUUCGCACGGCUUUUCAACCAAAAUGCUCUUCAAGUAACACUAGCACGGGUGCAGUUGGCUAUGGAGUUCUUCAAUGGUAAUACCAUGAAUAAGUCGUGGCUGGGCCUUGGUACACCUGAAGAUUACCCGGAAUAUGUGCCACGCCUAUUCAGUCGAGAUGAUUGGACCGAGGAGCAGAUAUGUGGGAUACUAAGUCUUGUCCAUUGUUGUGCUCGUUCCCAACAACUGGCUCGCGAAUUGGCUUCUGAAUGCCUCAUCGGAGACGCGAUCCUGAGGAUUUUCGGCCCGCAUUAUCCGUAUUGGACUGCCAUACCACGACUGGUGAAACGGUAUGACUAUGUCGACCCUGGCAACUGUUGA
Fomitopsis serialis is the source of this 2211-nucleotide messenger RNA. RefSeq lists its product as uncharacterized. Bases 1 to 2211 code for a protein of 736 amino acids. The record is from RefSeq and is a predicted model, not a curated record. Lineage: Eukaryota; Fungi; Basidiomycota; Agaricomycetes; Polyporales; Fomitopsidaceae. The transcript has 7 exons.